AUGGCUGCACCACCGCCUUACGACGCCGCUGUUGCUGCCAAGGGCACUGUGCCCAUGACCUCGCCUGUGGCCUACACGCCAGGGAGCUUCAAUGCCGGCGCGGGCAGCCAGGGCGUUGGCCACGGAAAAGGCUCUGGCCGGGCACCUCCGCCAUCGUUUACGCCUUACGGCUCAUCGCCUUACUCAAAUGUGCCAUCUGCGCCACCGGCACCGAUUCCUGAGCCGCCAGCUGGCAACCAUAGUGGUCCGGCCGUGGCCACGUACUCGGGCGGGCAGUACUCGCACGCGUACGGCGCGUCCAACACGACGACGACCAACGAACGGAUGCGGCGGCGCGAGGGCGGCUUUGAGAUCUGUCCGCUCACUCUCUCGAUGGACUUUCUUUCGGAACAGAUCCGUCCCUACGAUCCGCCACGCUCUGGCUGGGAGAACGGCACCUUCCACACGCCCGCCCGCAUCUGCGGAUGGCCCAUCUGUGGCUGUGGCAGCGCCCCACGGGCGUGCAUCGCCAUCGGCGCCUUUCCCGUUGGCGUUCUCUUUGCCCUCGGCUGGGUCACCUUUUCCUACGGCGCCGGCAUUGGCCAGGCUUGCUUUGGUCUGCUCAUGGCCGUCGGCCAGGUCGCCGUUGCUCCGCUCGGUUGGGCCAUCGGCCAGUUGGCCCUUGGCGUCAUCGCCGGUCUCGGCCAGCUUGCCACAGGCGUCUUUGUCGGCGGCAUGGUCCGGCUCGGCAGAUACGAUCUGCUCAAACUACUAUCCGAUGGCAAGGUCGAGACCGUCACGAUCGCGUGA
Molecule: messenger RNA, 789 nt
Organism: Thecamonas trahens ATCC 50062
Lineage: Eukaryota; Apusomonadida; Apusomonadidae
Exons: 1
Coding region: 1-789 (262 amino acids)
Source: RefSeq, a predicted model, not a curated record